AUUCACAUAUGUGUGCAUUCUUGCUCCUCAUCCUCGUGCUUUUCCUAUCCCCUAAAACUCACCUAAUUGAGUAGUAACUGAGAAAUCAUCUUUCUCAUGAGAUUCUGUUCUUGCUAGAACUAUGUAAUGAAGAAAGCCAUUCGAGAAGAGUAUAAAGUGCGAAGAUUUUUCAAGGUUUAUUAAGAGCAGUGAUCUCAAGCUCUUGGCCCUUUAGAAUUCGACUAGAAGAGAAAAAGAAAAAAUAUAUAGUUCAGUAGACAGCGUAGCACUAGAGCUGGCUUGGUGUACCUAAAAGAGAUGUAUCCUUCCAGUACCAAUUGUACUCAUAAUCCUAUACCCUUCUCUUGGGAAAGUGUUGAACAUAGGCCUUUAUUUCACAGUGACAUCAACCCGAAUUCCAAAUUUGAAGACCCUCUCCUAACUUCCUUGUUCCACUUUGCUUCUCCAUGCAUUUAUGAGGAUGCUGUCAAUGAAUUCCCAUGGCAACAACUAGAUGACACUUAUCUCUAUCAGCAACAGUUGAGUACAGCUGAGAACAGCUUAGCUGAGAUUGUUAAUCACAUGGCUGAUCCAAAUUCAGAUCCUGUACAUGGACUAAAACAAGACUGGAACAAAAAUGGUGAGAGCACAGGUGAGAAGGUUACAAGGAAGAGAUUGUCAAAUAAAGAUAGGCACAGCAAGAUCAAUACUGCUCAUGGUCCAAGGGACAGAAGAAUGAGACUGUCCCUACCAGUUGCUCGGAAGUUUUUCGAUUUGCAAGAUGUUUUGGGGUUUGAUAAGGCUAGUAAAACUGUGGACUGGUUGCUGAGACAGUCAAGUUCAGCAAUCGAAGAGAUUAUGAGAGGCCUGCCACGGAUGAGGCACAGCCGUAGUGUUGGUGCAAACACUAGUGUAUCCUCUACUUCUGAGGGUGAAGUGGUAUCUGGAAUCGAAGAUUCAAUUCGAGAUACCACUCAUGACAACCAGCAGGCAAAUAUCAGUGUAAAGAUGAAAGCUAAAUCCUCUUCCAAGAAAGAGAAGAAGGCUAAACUAGUUCGUCGAACUGCACUACAUCGUCUUGCAAGGGAGUCAAGGAAAGUAGCAAGGGAAAGGGCAAGGAAGAGAACAAUAGAAAAAAGAAAACUUGGCGAAUCAAGGUUAUGUUUUGCAGCAAGGGAUAGGGAAUCUUGGGGUUCUUUUGAAACGGAUGAAGGAUCAGGCACCCCAACUCAGAAAAUACAUCCUUCCAUUGAAGGACUGACUGAAGUGGAAGAACUUAACCCUCAUGAGAGAAGGCUUCUGGAGACUAGAGAAUACGCGGCUGGUGAGAUUUUGCUAACCACAGGCAAUUGGAACCCAUCAACUAUCCCCGUCUAUCAGCAAAAUACUGAAAUUUCCAAUGAGCAUCAGUUCUCUGACUUUCAGUUUUGUGGCAAAGCAUGGGAGGCCUACGACAUGAGUCUAGGUGGAUGACUACUUCAUUAUGGUAACAAUUAAUAAAAUAACUCGGAUGCUUCAUUAUGAUGGUCUUGUAACAUAAAUUGGUAGUUGCUCAUUGUUACCUAGUUAUUUUGAUUGUGUAUGUUUUUCGUGUGAACUCUUCAUGUGCAAUCAGAAGAUGUUAUCUGACCUGUAAUUUGCCUGUUUAAGAAUCCUCUUGAAGGUGCCUGUACAUAAAUAAAAGUAUCAGCUAAGUUUCUUC
Coffea arabica (coffee) is the source of this 1681-nucleotide messenger RNA. RefSeq lists its product as uncharacterized. Lineage: Eukaryota; Viridiplantae; Streptophyta; Magnoliopsida; Gentianales; Rubiaceae. The record is from RefSeq and is a predicted model, not a curated record. Gene Ontology annotation, biological process: regulation of secondary shoot formation. Gene Ontology annotation, molecular function: DNA-binding transcription factor activity; sequence-specific DNA binding. Gene Ontology annotation, cellular component: nucleus.